Messenger RNA from Guyanagaster necrorhizus, 2309 nucleotides. RefSeq names its product acetyl-CoA synthetase-like protein. The record is from RefSeq and is a predicted model, not a curated record. Bases 331 to 2001 code for a protein of 556 amino acids. Lineage: Eukaryota; Fungi; Basidiomycota; Agaricomycetes; Agaricales; Physalacriaceae. Gene Ontology annotation, molecular function: phosphopantetheine binding. Gene Ontology annotation, biological process: secondary metabolite biosynthetic process; amino acid activation for nonribosomal peptide biosynthetic process. Gene Ontology annotation, cellular component: cytoplasm. The transcript has 8 exons.
AACACGAAAGCGACGAUGAUCCGCAAGGUGGCGAGUUAUUAAUAUAUGUUUAUAGUGGAUUGGGUUUUACAACAGCGCCCAUGUUUUCCUCGGCCAUCAAUGUCGUGACUCGCAAACACUGAUAAAGGACAGAUAGUGUACCGCUUUCUGCUGUAUGUCGCAAGAUUGCAGCUCGCCUCGACCGUUCUUGAAUCAGUGAGGUCCUUGAGGGUCCUCGUACAUGGUAAUAUCAUGAUUAUGAUGCAUGAUGCGCGCGCGAUUUACAAUUUCCCAAUGCCUUUAAAGACCGUUGCAUAGAUUCAGUAUCCGACUACGACUAUCACCUUCAAUAUGGACUCGGCGAACCUCUUCGGUUCUGGCCUUCGAUCCAUACACCGUUUUCUGCUCGCUUUGUUAGGCCGAUACUUUCUUGCAGCAUCACGACAAUGGUCAAAACGGACUGUAAGGGACCAUUGCGAGAUAUCUGAAAAGUCACCUCUUUCCCCUCUAUCCGCACAGUCUCUGGUUUCCGGCCGUAGUUUUGGUCCCCGUGUUGAAGUACGAUUCGAGAGCAUCCACAGUGCCUUUCAAGUCUCUGCGCUUAUCGAUCCCGCGCAAGAAGCUGUUGUGGACCACCUCGGUAAUUGCCUUUCGUACGGGGAGCUGGAUAGGCUGUCUUUGCGCCUUGCCUCAUAUCUAAGGUCUCGGGGCGUUGGUCGUGGAUCUCUUGUUGGCCUCGUCGUUCAGCGGUCGAUUCCUCAGGUGGUUGCUAUCCUUGGGGUUCUUCGCGCCGGCGCUGCGUAUAUUCCCUUAGACGGAGACGUCAUAACCGAUGAUACCCUGAAGGGUAUCAUGGACACUGCCGAUCCUUCCUACAUAUUGAUAUCAAAAGGGUGCCUUGCUCGGGCGGCUAUGCUGAACCAUCCACAUGGGUGCUUGGAAGACAUCAUUGAUGUAAUCCAACAAGCACAAGAUGGAUACGUCGACUUUGACAGCCCUAUUUCGCGAAGAACUGACACAGCCUACAUUAUAUUCACUUCGGGUACUACGGGAAAACCCAAAGGAGUAAUGGUGAGUCACUCCAAUGUCGUAAACUUGCUUUCCCUGGCCCCGGGAAAUCUGGGUAUCAAGCCGGGAGUCAAGGUUGCGCAACUCAUGAACGUUGCUUUUGACAUGUGUGCAUGGGAAACCCUUGGCUGUUUGAUGAACGGGGGAACUCUGUAUCUGCGAGGACCGCAUCGGUGCGACUGGAUCAAGGUCCUGAAGACGGUCGAUGUUGUUAUUGCCACACCUUCCAUACUGGCUCCCCAUGAUCCUAAGGACUUCCCGAAUAUACGUGUCGUCGCUACUGCUGGGGAACCUUGCCCUCAAUCGUUGGCGGAUAAAUGGGCUAUGCAGACAACGUUCUACAACUGCUGUGGACCUACAGAGAUUACUAUUGUCAAUACCAUGCACCGUCACAUCCCCCAUACAGCUCUCUCCAUAGGGAAGCCGACACCUAACAACAGUGUCUAUAUCCUGGACGACUAUCUUCGACCCGUACCUGUUGGAACUGCCGGAAUCAUGUGGGCUGGCGGGGAUGGUGUUUCGAAAGGGUACCUCGGAUUGGAUGACCUAACGUCCCAGAGGUUCUUGGCAGAUCCUUUCAGAGGCGGCAGGAAGAUGUAUAACACCGGGGACAUCGGCAGGUGGAGGGAUGACGGCUCCAUCGACCAUCUAGGUCGCGUUGAUGAUCAAGUCAAGAUCAAAGGAUUUCGCGUCGAGUUGGAUGGUGUCAGUGCCGCGAUGCUUACUUGUCCCGACGUUACUGGUGCUUGUGCUGUUCUCGUCGGUGACGAGCUCUUUGGUUUUUACACUCCUCCCUCGGUCGGUAUUGCUCCUGUCCGAGAUGCCGUCUGCAGAAUGCUUCCCCGAUACUCCGUACCGUCUAAAUUCGUAUCGCUAUCCGCUCUUCCGCUGACAAAGAACGGGAAAAUAGACAAGGCGAAACUCAAAGAGAAUGCUGCUGCGCAACGACCCUGAUAACAGACCUUGUGAUACCCGCUUUAUAUCCCUUCUACCAUACAAUCAGCUGGCUUAUCUGGGUCCGGUCACCUUAGCAGCUCACAUAUCUAAUCUCUGUUACCCCGAGCAGAGCGUAUCGUCGCUGCACCACUCCAUGCUAUUAUUUACUCACGAACACCUAGACCUCGGUGUACAGAUGCAGACGCCUACCUACUGUAAUGUCUAUUACUUGUAUACACAUCGAUACUACUUUCAGGAUUAUGACACUAUUAUUAAUGGUCUUGUAUUUUUUUGCAUGUUACAUAUAUUAUGUUACGUAGUAUGUA